Molecule: messenger RNA, 1838 nt
Organism: Oreochromis aureus
Lineage: Eukaryota; Metazoa; Chordata; Actinopteri; Cichliformes; Cichlidae
Product: zinc finger protein 525-like
Exons: 3
Coding region: 569-1540 (323 amino acids)
Biological process (GO): regulation of transcription by RNA polymerase II
Molecular function (GO): RNA polymerase II cis-regulatory region sequence-specific DNA binding; DNA-binding transcription factor activity
Source: RefSeq, a predicted model, not a curated record
GCGGAAGUAAAGAAAGGAAAGGCGCGUGUGUGAACAGAGCCGAGAGUGUGGGACCGAAAAGAGUCAGCUCAUCACUGUGGUGUUGGCGGCUUUACACUGACUCCCCGAGCUCUCUGUAAUACUUUACAUUCACUGAUAAGAGAGAGAGAGAGAGAGAGAGAGAGAGAGGGAGGUGCGUUAACAGUCCCGCUCUGGCGAAACUUUAACACGUGACACCAGGCGAAAGUAAACAAAGGAAAGGCGCUAAUGCCGUUAGCUUUCGUCCUGUGUGACUAAACAGAGACUGUUGUUGUUGUGUGAGCCGAGUGUGUGAGCUGAGUGUGUGAGCUGUGGCAGUAACAAUGCCUUCAGUUCAGUAUCUGAGAGAGUUUAUCAACGAGCGACUAACUGCUGCUGCUGAACAAAUAUUCUUGGAGUUUGAAAAAACGAUCGUCCAGUACGAGGAAGAGAUCGACCGUCAGCGCAGACUGCUGGAAACCCCAAAUCAAGCUGCACAGGACAGGUAGAUCCACCCUCUCAGUGUCAGGGCUUUCGUGCACAGGAACAACAUCAGCAUAAAACAGACACUAUGAGACCCGUUCAGACUACGGACGUCCCACAGCAGCCUGUCUGUAAGGAGGAGGAGGUUCUCAUUGAGCUGCAGCUCUGUGACCAGGAGGAACCAGAACCUCCACAGAUUAAAGAGGAACAGGAGGAACUGUGCAGCAGUCAGGAGGGAGAGCAGCUGGGACUGAAGGAGGAGACCGAUACCUUCAUGGUGACUGCUGCUGAGGAAAGAGACCACAGUGAACCAGACAAUGAUCGGCUCAUCACUAAUAACUCCCCUCUUGCUGAGAGCCAAGAUCAGGGAAGAAGCAGGAGUGUAGAUCCAGGAUCAACGAGAAAUCCAAACAGAAGUAAAAAUGCAGAAAGCUCUCCUUUGUCAGAGAGUCGGUCCAGUACUGGUGCAGGUACAAAGUUGUUAAAGUGUGAUGUCUAUGAACAAACCUUUAUGCAUGAGUCCCAAAUGACGUUACAUAACAGAGCUCACACAGGUGAGAAGCUGCAUGUUGGUAACUCUGCUGGGAAAGGUUUUAAUCAGAACGGUGCUGUGUUGGAGCGCGUGAGAGUUCAUGCAGGUGAAAAUCUCUGUAAGACUUGUGGUAAAAUGUUUUCUUGCCCAUCAGCACUUAGAAGGCAUACACAGAUCCAUACAGAUGAGAAGCCAUAUUCCUGUAAAACAUGUGGGAAAAACUUUUGUCGAAUUUGUCAUUUGACCAGCCACAUGAGAACUCACACAGGUGAGAAACCGUAUCCUUGUCAAACAUGUGGUAAAAGGUUUUCCAGGUCAUCGUCACUUAAAGAACACGCACGACUUCACUCAGGUGAGAAGCCGUACUCUUGCAAAACAUGCGGGAAAAGUUUUCGUCACAAUAAAAGUUUGUUUUCCCACAUAAGAACUCACACAGUUGAGAGGUCACAUGUUGGUAACACCUCCAGUAAAAAGUUUUCAAAUUCAACAUCACUUAAAAAACACACAGAAAUUCAUUCAGGUAAAUAGCUGGAAAACGUGGGAAAAGUUUAAAUUCUCAUUUGACUAGCCAUUUAAAUGUUGAACAUCAGCUAUUUUCUCCUGCUGAGAGCUCACACAGGUGAGAAGCUGUAGUCUUAACAUAUUUUUAGAAAAGGUCAAAUAUUUGGAGCCAAGUUUGACACAAAUGUACAAAUUCAUGCUGGUUCAAAUGUUUUUGGCCAGGGUGAAGGGAGUAUCUGCCACCAAACAAGAAGACAGCCGCAUGUAACUACUACGGUGUUUGCUAGUUCACCUUACAUGCAUUAAUGUAAUAAUGUGGUUAGCG